AUGUCUUUAUCAAUUGAACACCCUGUUUAUACGACAAGGUACAUUGGACCAUGUUUAAUUACGCUUUACGACAGCAAUAAUCAGCCCGUUCAAAUGAUCGACGCGCCUGACAACGUCCAGCCAGUUAUUGUAAAGGUUAAUAAUGACCGUAUUACUAUUAACAUCAAUAUUGGGUGUAAGGCGGAACGGGUUAGAGGGCUUUUUAGCGAUGGUUAUUAUUUUGAAGUAAGGGUUAAGACCAAUAGAACUUUUACGACUAUUAAAAACCCGUAA
Messenger RNA from Pyricularia grisea, 273 nucleotides. RefSeq lists its product as uncharacterized. The coding region runs from base 1 to 273 and encodes 90 amino acids. The transcript has a single exon. The record is from RefSeq and is a predicted model, not a curated record. Lineage: Eukaryota; Fungi; Ascomycota; Sordariomycetes; Magnaporthales; Pyriculariaceae.